Messenger RNA from Penicillium canariense, 2886 nucleotides. RefSeq names its product MCM DNA helicase complex subunit MCM6. Gene Ontology annotation, molecular function: single-stranded 3'-5' DNA helicase activity; single-stranded DNA binding; ATP binding. The coding region runs from base 1 to 2886 and encodes 961 amino acids. NCBI's taxonomy places the organism in Eukaryota, Fungi, Ascomycota, Eurotiomycetes, Eurotiales, Aspergillaceae. The record is from RefSeq and is a predicted model, not a curated record. Gene Ontology annotation, cellular component: nucleus; MCM complex. Gene Ontology annotation, biological process: DNA replication initiation; mitotic DNA replication; double-strand break repair via break-induced replication. The transcript has 3 exons.
AUGUCUACCCUCGUCGAUGCCGUCCUCCAGUCCGAGCUGGGAGGCUCCGGGUCUGGCGCCCGUGACAACAUCCGGUCCGACAACUUGCCGAGUUCUCGACGCUCCGAGAGCAAUGGUCCCAUGAGUGACAUGAAUGCCUUCCCCGAUGAUCGAGUUGUCGGGGCCAGCACGUCAGCCGUCAGCCGGCUACGGAAUCCGUACGCUCCGGGUCCUGCCCCUGUGAUUGACGAGGCUGGAGAGCGAGUACGAGCGGAAUUCGAGGAGCUGCUGGAGACUUUCAUGGAAGAACCCUCAUCAUCAGCACCGCCUUCUUCGGGUGAGAUGCUGAGUGACAAGUACUACGUCGCCCAGAUCAAGGGCAUGAAGAAAUUCGAGCUGUCUACUCUUUACGUCGACUACACCCACUUGGCCUCCUGGCAUAACCCCAUUCUGGCUGAUGCCAUCGCCGAGCAGUACUACCGAUUCCUUCCCUUCCUCACCAAGGGUCUCCACAACUUGGUCGCCAAGUAUGAACCAGAAUAUUUUGUUUCGCAUCGAUUGGCCUCCAGUGCCUCCUCCCAACCGAGCACUUCGGUUGCAUCCGCCUACGCCAGUGUGAACGACAACCCAGACCUGGAACGUCAGAUCCGUGAGAAGACCCGCCACCAACAGACAGACAAGCUGUUCGCCCUCGCUUUCUACAACCUGCCGCUGGUCUCCCGACUUCGCCAGCUGCGGACAAAUCAGAUUGGUAAGCUACUGUCGGUGUCUGGAACAGUCACACGAACCUCCGAAAUUCGGCCCGAGCUGUCACUGGGCACCUUCAUUUGCGAAGGCUGCAGGACCGUUGUGCCGAACGUCGAGCAGACUUUCAAGUACACCGAGCCUACAGAGUGCCCUAACGCAACCUGCGGUAACCGCUUUGGCUGGCGUCUGGAUAUUGGAAAAAGCACCUUCGUCGACUGGCAGAAGGUUAAGCUUCAGGAAUCCUCGCACGAGAUUCCGACUGGAAGCAUGCCUCGCACUAUGGAUAUCAUUCUUCGUGGUGAGAUGGUCGAUCGGUCGAAGGCUGGCGAGCGUUGCAUUUUCACCGGCACUUUGAUCGUCGUUCCUGAUGUUAGCCAGCUGGGUCUGCCCGGUAUGCGCCCCGAAGCUGUUCGUGACAACAGCUCUUUCCGUGGGAGUGAGGUCGGCGGCGGUGGUGUGUCCGGCUUGAAAGCUCUAGGUGUCCGCGAUCUGACCUACCGCCUGGCAUUCCUGGCCUGCAUGGUGACCCCCGACACUACCACCCCAGGCCAGAAGCCGGAGCAGCAACUCAGCGGCCAGUCGAACAACAUUCUGGCAUCUCUGAACCAGAAUUUGGACCCUGAUAUGAACGAUGAUAAGGCCCAGGAGGCGUUCCUGAAUAGCUUGACGGCGACCGAGGUCGAUGACUUGAAGAGAUUGGUGCACUCGGAGUACAUCUAUUCUCGCUUGGUGGACUCAAUUGCGCCGAUGAUCUGGGGUCAUCGCCAGAUUAAGAAGGGCCUGCUAUUGCAACUGAUUGGCGGUGUUGGCAAAACUACCCAACAGGAGAGCUUGCAGUUGCGUGGUGAUAUCAACAUCUGCAUUGUUGGUGAUCCAUCCACCAGUAAGAGUCAGUUUUUGAAGUACAUUUGCUCCCUGCACCCUCGCGCGGUCUAUACUUCCGGUAAGGCUUCGUCCGCUGCAGGUCUGACUGCCUCGGUCGUCAAGGAUGCCGAGACCGGCGAGUUCACCAUCGAAGCCGGCGCACUGAUGCUUGCUAAUGGCGGUGGUAUCUGCGCUAUCGACGAAUUUGACAAGAUGGACAUUGUCGACCAAGUCGCUAUCCACGAAGCAAUGGAACAGCAGACCAUCUCCAUUGCCAAGGCUGGCAUCCACACAACUCUCAACGCUCGUGCCUCCAUUCUCGCCGCUGCCAACCCCAUCGGCGGCCGAUACAACCCCAAGUUCACGCUGCGACAGAACCUGAACUUCAGUGCGCCCAUUAUGAGUCGUUUCGACGUGUUCUUCAUCAUUCGCGACGAUCCCAAGGAGAACAUCGAUCGCAAGCUGGCCGACCACAUCGUCAAUGUGCACAUGAACCGCGACGCCGCCGUCGAGCCCGAGCUCAGCACUGAACAGCUGCAGCGGUACAUCCAGUUCGCACGCACAUUCAAGCCAACUUUCACCGAGGAGGCGAAGACUCUCCUUGUCGAGAAGUACAAAGAGCUCCGCGCGAACGAUGCUCAGGGCGGCAUGGGCCGCAGCUCGUACCGCAUCACCGUGCGUCAGCUGGAGUCGCUGAUCCGUUUGUCCGAGGCUGUGGCCAAGGCAAACUGCGUGGAGGAAGUUAUCCCCAAAUUCGUCAUUGAAGCGUACGACCUGCUAAAGCAGAGCAUCGUGACGGUCGAGAAGGAUGACGUCGAGUUCGAUGACGACGCCGCCGCCGCUGCUGCCGCUGCCGCAGCUCGGAACGUCGAUGAGGACGAGGAAAUGGCCGACCGCGACCGUGAGGGUGAUAGUCCCAUGCGUGACGAAGGCGAGGAGGCGCCUGCUGAGAAGCCCGAGCGCCAGAAGACCAAGAUCACGUACGAGAAGUACGCAAAGAUUCUCAACUUCAUUGUACAGCGCAUCAAGGAGGAUGAGACCAACCAGGGCGAGGGUGUUGAGCAGGAGGAUCUGAUUAUCUGGUACUUGGAACAGAUCGAGGCUGAGCUGGAUACCCAGGAGGAUCUGGUUCGCGAGCGCGACCUGUGCACGAAGGUCAUCAAGCGGAUGGUUCGGGAGGGAAUGCUCCUGCGGAUCACGUCAAGCCUGGAUGACGAGGCUUCUACCCAGCAGGUAGAUGGGGACGACAAGGUCCUUUACGUGCUGCACCCCAAUGUCGCCUUCGAGGAGCUGUAA